AGAUCUUGAAAUAAAUAUUUAUGAAUUGCUUAACACAUAGUGGUCUUUUUAAAUCAUUAUGGACUCGUCCAAUUUAUAGAGCAGGCAAUUUAUACACUUGGGGAGUUCAUAGUUUGGGAUGUGGAAUCAAUUAAGAUUCAUAAAGAGAUUAAUUGAGACCAAGAAGAAUAGAUGCUUUUAAUGGAAAUGUUGCUAAGGUAUAUCCUAGUGAAUACUUCACAGCAGUCAUUACAGGUAUUUAAUUUAUAUAUAAUUACAAGAUAAUGGUGAUUUAUACACAUUUGGACACAAUAAAUAUGGAUAAUUAGGUUUGGGUAACACAGAAGAACAUCAGACUCCUUAAUUAGUAAAAUUCUUUAGAGAUAAAGGUUUAAAAGUAACCGAUGUAGCUUUAGGAUCAAAUCAUGCUAUUGCUUUAGCUUGUAAAAUGAAUAAUUUUUAAUAGUUAAGCUGAUGGAAAUGUUUAUACUUGGGGAAAUGCAAAUAACUCAUUUUUAGCUUAAUUUUAAGGUAAAGCUAGUGGAUUGGGAGAUAACUAUUCGAAUAAUGUUUUAGCACCUGCAGCAGUUCAAAAAUUAGUUGGCACUCCAAAAGGUAAAUUUGUUAGUGCUGGUAUAAAUUAUUCAAUUGUUGUUAAUGAAAACAAUUAAGUAUAUGUUUGGGGUGCAGGAAAAAGAGGAGAAUUAGGUAAUGGAUGCUCUCUCAAUUUCAAAUAUCCAGAGCUUAAUCCUAUAUUUGAAUAAUUGAGCAAAUCUGGUUAUACUAUCUAAAAAAUUAAAUCUUGUUUCGCUGGAACAUUAGCUUUAUUAAGUAUUAAUUAGGAUAUUAUUUUAUUAAGAUGAUGGAAUAGUUGUUGGAUGGGGCAGAAGUUAUUAUGGUUCAUUGGGAGUAAGAUAAUAAGAAUAUGUUGUUACAGAUUUAGUAAGAUUUUAUAAAUAUUCUAAAAAAGGAAAACUAUACACCUACUCCUGUUAAUUUGAAAUACUUCUAACCUAAUGAAAAAGUUGUUGAUUUUGAUCUUGGAUAUAAUCUUUCCCUAUUUUUAACAGAUUAAAAUAGAAUUUACUUGUCUGGUUAUGAUGAGACUUAUGUUCCAAGACCAAUCGAUUUACCAAAAGAUGAAAAGAUACUCAAAUUUUCUGCUUCAAAUAACAGUUAUGCAAUUUUAACAGGUAAAAUUUGUAAUCUUAAAAUUUAAGAUAAGAACUUUUACACAUCAAAUGAAUAUGUGGUACCUUAAUAGAAAAGAAACUUAGGAUUCUUGUUCAAAAGUUAACCAAGAGAGUUAUUUGAUAGCACAAAUAUUGAAUAGUUUGGAGGUGGAUAUAGAGUCAGAUAUGCAAUAGUAAACAAUUGAAAAUGGCUACAUCUAAAUAUCAAUAUAUAUAAAAACAUUA
Paramecium sonneborni is the source of this 1397-nucleotide messenger RNA. The record is from the annotation of a GenBank genome assembly. NCBI's taxonomy places the organism in Eukaryota, Ciliophora, Oligohymenophorea, Peniculida, Parameciidae.